AUGCGACACCAUGCGGAGUACCUGACGUACGCAUAUAUUCCUGAGCACGUGGAAGGCAGUACGACCCUGUCAGCUAGGCAGGUGGCAGACAAGAAACUUGUUCAUGCUCACACGCCAGAGGGUGCUUAUGGCACGGUCUGGAAGGGCUCCGACCACAAGACCAGCGGCGUCGUGGCCAUCAAGCAGCUGAGCAAGGCCAAGUUGAGCCAAGGAGGCAAGCUCCGACACAACACCGAGCGAGAGGUUGUGAUGAUGCGAGCUUGUCAACACGAGAACAUCGCGCAGCUGUUUGGCGUCUUCCAGGACGCAAAGUUCGUCUACUUGGUCAUGGAGUGCUGUGAAGGCGGUGACAUCGGUGAUCGGGUCAUUGGCUCAAAGAGCAAUGUCCACGAAGAACAGCUGGCGGAAUGGUCGAGGCAGAUGUGCGCAGCCGUUGCUGCGCUGCACGGCAUCCGGAUUUGCCGGGGCCCCAGAGGCACAGGGCUCAGUACUCAGUAA
Molecule: messenger RNA, 498 nt
Organism: Symbiodinium natans
Lineage: Eukaryota; Dinophyceae; Suessiales; Symbiodiniaceae
Source: the annotation of a GenBank genome assembly